Molecule: messenger RNA, 986 nt
Organism: Anoplophora glabripennis (Asian longhorned beetle)
Lineage: Eukaryota; Metazoa; Arthropoda; Insecta; Coleoptera; Cerambycidae
Gene: Ercc1
Product: DNA excision repair protein ERCC-1
Exons: 4
Coding region: 182-898 (238 amino acids)
Biological process (GO): UV-damage excision repair; meiotic mismatch repair; mitotic recombination
Cellular component (GO): nucleotide-excision repair factor 1 complex; ERCC4-ERCC1 complex; nucleus
Molecular function (GO): damaged DNA binding; single-stranded DNA binding
Source: RefSeq, a predicted model, not a curated record
UCAUUUAUCUAGGACUGUACAGUGUACACUAAUUGACUAAUUCCUUUCAUGUUUCUGAACAUUGCCCUCUACAAUCUUUUUUCUGAGAUGUUUAUUUUUUAGUAACCUCACCUCACUUUUUCAAAAGUUUAAAAACUUACGAGUUGAAUGAUUCCUAAAUUUUUUUAUUUAUAUCUAAAACAUGGAUGAUUCACUAAGUGAUAUCGCUGCAGAGUUUCAAAAUGAGUUAUUAGAAGGAGAAAAUUCAGUUCCAGGAACUUCAGCAGAGAAAACUUCAGAAAAACCCAAAGUCUCUAGUAAAACUCACUGCUUAUUAGUAAACCCAAAACAACGUGGAAACCCUUUAUUAAAAUCUGUGCGAAAUGUACCGUGGGAAUAUGACGACAUCGUCCCCGACUACCAAAUGGGGCAAACUACGUGCGCCUUAUUUUUGUCACUACGCUACCAUAAUUUAAAUCCAGAUUAUAUACACAACCGCCUUAAACCUCUCGGCCAUAUGUAUCAGUUAAGGGUAUUACUUGUACAGGUGGACAUAAAAGACCCUCACUAUGUAUUAAAAACCCUAACUAGGAUAUGUAUUUUGGCCGACUUAACUUUAAUUUUGGCCUGGAGUCCUGAAGAAGCCGGUAAGAUUAUCGAGACAUAUAAAAUAUACGAAAACAAGCCCGCUGACACUAUUAGGGAAAGGAACGAGUCGUCACCUUAUUUAAAUCUUAUUCAAGCUUUAACAACCAUAAAGCCUAUUAAUAAAACGGAUGCUAUGACGCUGUUAAACAGAUUUAAAACGUUGGAAGGUGUUGUAAAAGCGUCGGAGUAUCAAUUGUCAGAAUGUCCGGGUAUCGGACCAAGGAAAGCGAAGAAAUUGUACAGUGUUCUACACGAGAAGUUUUGUAAAUAGGUUUAGGAAGCAGGUUUAAAACAGAAAAUAACUCGCUCGUAAUAACUCGUAAUACUUUUAUUUUAUUAAAACAAUAUUAACUUGUAAA